This is a messenger RNA of Cladophialophora psammophila CBS 110553, 225 nucleotides long. RefSeq lists its product as uncharacterized. NCBI's taxonomy places the organism in Eukaryota, Fungi, Ascomycota, Eurotiomycetes, Chaetothyriales, Herpotrichiellaceae. The record is from RefSeq and is a predicted model, not a curated record. The coding region runs from base 1 to 225 and encodes 74 amino acids. The transcript has 2 exons.
AUGCCUGUCAUGCCUGGCGAAGAAAACACCGACUCUCACGUCUUUGACAAAGUCGCCAAAGAGUCAAGCGAUUCCAACGCAUCUGACCACCCCCUUCACCAGGAGCACCAAAAGGCACAAGCCCACCAUCAUCAUAGCAAAGGCCCUCAGAUUUCCGAGAAUAUUCCUGCUGAGACAAAGAGCAAGGACGAACUGAAGGCCCAGGCGAAAGAGAUGAACAAAUAG